Messenger RNA from Guillardia theta CCMP2712, 1755 nucleotides. RefSeq lists its product as hypothetical. NCBI's taxonomy places the organism in Eukaryota, Cryptophyceae, Pyrenomonadales, Geminigeraceae. Gene Ontology annotation, molecular function: monoatomic cation transmembrane transporter activity. Bases 1 to 1755 code for a protein of 584 amino acids. The transcript is spliced from 25 exons. The record is from RefSeq and is a predicted model, not a curated record. Gene Ontology annotation, biological process: monoatomic cation transport.
AUGAAGUACACCAGGAUCGAGGAUAAAACGACUCUCGGCAGGAAGCCCGUCCUUGCCAAGGAUCUUGGACAUCAGAAAUGGUUUCAGAGAUUCGCCUAUCGGUUUGCGACUAUUGCCGGUGUCUUUGCACUUGCGGCUGUUGUCCUUCGUGGAGGUCUUCAGAUCCAGCCUGUUCGUCGGUCCAAGAUGCCCCACCUAUCUUCUUCGCAUCGAAACAAGCUCAAGACAGCGACUUCAAGCAAGCAUGAAAAGUUGCUCCCUGCUCCUUCUCUCUUUCAGAGUUUUGAGUUUCGUGUACCCAAUGGAGUGAAAGCUGGAAGUGAAAUCCAUGUGCUGCUACCAGGACUCAAGGAACUUCAGACUGUCAAGCUCCCCAGCAAGAUCUCAGCUGGGGAGAUGCUGAGCAUUCAGAUCCCCAUGUCAACCCUCGAGGAGGAGGAGAAGGGGAGAAACUCGACGAAAGAGGAGAGUAGAAGAGUGCCUGUUUCAGGAGAGGAUCAAGUUGUGGAAGAGGUUGAGGCCGUUGCGGAUGAUGUGGAGAUGACGUGGCAUAAAUUCUUUCUGCUCAUCGUAGUUAUAUUUGGCGGUUCUGUUAUCAUCUUCCAGUCUUUCCGAGGAAUCUUUUAUGGAUUCGAACCUCUGGAGGUCGACGCCAAGAAAAUCGUCGACCACCCUUGCCGACACAGCUCUCACAAGAUCCGCGACAUGGCAGACAAGGAGAUGUCGAUGAGAGCUGCGAACACCUCGGUCUACAGCGAAACCAUCGCCAGGAAGGAGCUCGCGUGCCCCCUCUGUCAGACCAAACAAUCUCGACAGAUUAGGGAAGUUGGAAGGUCCAAUGUUUUCAUCCAGCGGAGUCUGUCUGCGGACAACAAGAACAAUGAGCAAACGGCAUCUGACGAGGACGUUCAGAUCGAGUUUGAUUCCCAACGAGAUGACAUGCAAAAGGCUGCUACGGCUGAUCCUCUGGCGAUGUUUUCCCAAGAAUCAGAACCGCUCGACUUCACUUCCAACAAAGUCUUCGACGAGGUCUGGAUGAGGGGCAAAUGGCUUCUGAUCCUCAUGAUCUUCCAAAGCUUGUCCGGUUUCAUCAUGCAAAACUUCGAGGACCUGAUUCAGUCGCACGUCGUAAUUGCUCUCUUCAUGACGAUGCUCAUCGGCUGCGGAGGGAACGCAGGAGGACAAUCUGUCGCAAAAGCUGUGCAUGAGAUUGCUGACCAGCACAUUCCUGCUGAUAAGGCCUGGCGACUUGUGAUAAGCUGGGCCGCAUGGGUUCGUGUCUGGUUCUUCCAUGGAGGGACAAGGAACUCCGUCUCGAUUGCCCUCUCCAGCACCCUCAUCGUCUUUGUCUCCAUCAUUCUCGGUGGCAUCUUACCCUACACCAUGCAUGCCAUGGGCUUCAAUGUGGUACAAGCGGGAGCUGUCAUCCAGCCCAGCCUGGGCAGGGAAGCAGAUCUCAACCUGAUCAGCAUGAACCUCCGGAGCGAGGAAUCCGGAGAAGUGUUGUUGGACUUUGAGGAGAUAGAUCCGCAUCUGCCUCUGAUUGAGAUUGGACGAGCCGUCGAGCACAACCACGCAGAAGACUUUCUCCGGCCGCUUCAACCGCAUGGAGAUGGUGAACGAGACAGGCUUGUUGAUGUUGGUCUGUGCGAAGGUCACAGCACGAGAGAAGAUCCACAUGCCAUGAGACUGAUCGAAGAGGCUCUCAAGCGACGUGCCAACACAUCGCUCAGGCGCCAUGUCGAACAUGCUUGA